Molecule: messenger RNA, 909 nt
Organism: Aspergillus bombycis
Lineage: Eukaryota; Fungi; Ascomycota; Eurotiomycetes; Eurotiales; Aspergillaceae
Exons: 3
Coding region: 1-909 (302 amino acids)
Source: RefSeq, a predicted model, not a curated record
AUGUCGAGCAUGAACAAAAUUUCUAUCAGUGACUUGACGCCUGAACACCUUGAAGCGUUUACCCAGACACUACGCAAUGUUGUAUCGAGCGAGCCUGCACAGCGAGCUCUCGCACAAGUCGUUGAUGGGAUACCUAGCCGCACCGACUCCAACGGUUGGGAAUUCGUGAAGGCCGGCCUAAAAAGAAAAGACGACCCUUCUGACGAAUCAAUCGAAACGGUCAAAUCUUUCCAGCACAACUACAAACUUGACAGUCUUGACAUUCUUUCUGAUGUUGCGCAAGCAUAUCAAGAUACCUCAAUAGGGUCAAGGGACUUCAAACUCCGACUGCUAGAGAUGGUAGCCAUUUCGUUCCAUAAUGUGGUUGCCCGUUUUUCCCAAUCUUUCGAAGCAGACCCCGAUGCCUGGCCAAGUCGGAACCGUGUGUCGCAUCCCCGCGAAUCAACUUGGUUUUGUCAUUCAGAAUAUCUCGACCAUGAUCAGUAUCCCUUGAAGGUUUCUGACGUGGUUGGAUACUGGGCUGAAAAACAAGUCUUUGGAGGGACGGUGUUGUUCGAUCGAGGCGAGACAGAUGACAAAUGCCGCGAUGCCUUCAUCCAUCCCGACGACGGAUACCGGAUUUUUAAACUCUCAGAUGAUCAAUUAGAUCAAUUCGACUCCUUUGGAGCGAAGAGAGGGCCCACUGUUCUGAAUAGUGAUAGUGCCUGUACCAUCCCUUUUCAAGCCGAGAAAUAUGCCACGCGCAUCGAGCCGGAGGAAGCCAUGGCAAUGCAUAUAUACCGCCAUCUUUACGAGCGUAAGCCAACGGUCGAGAAUAAUGGGCGAACGCAGCAUAAGCGUCGACGGCUUGAGGAUUAUCCGGAGUUUGGGGAUUUAUUACAACGAUUGGAUAAACGUGGUAAGAGGUAG